GACACUGGAUGUAAUAUUCAUCUUCAAUUGACAUUGAGAGUUACACGUCACCAAGACAGCCAUCGUCAUGACAAAUCUGAUAAGCAACCCUCCCGGAGACUGCUGCGCGCGUGGCGUCAAACAUACGGGUAAGGCCGUCGGUACCAUUACGACCCUCAAAGCUAGGUCCUCCGUCUCCCAAAAGCAAGUUGAAGCGUAUAUCACCUACCCAGCCAACAAGUCCACUCACACCGCGAUCCUAUUUCUUACGGACAUUAUCGGCCAUAACACCAUCAAUGCACAACUUCUUGCAGACCAGUAUGCGGCCGACGGAUACUUUGUUGUUGUGCCAGAUCUCUUCGAGGGCGAUGCGGUUCCCUUGAAUCGUCCCGGCGAUUAUGAUCUCCCCUCUUGGCUGCAAAAGCAUCCAACGAAUUUGGUUGAUCCUAUCGUUGAAGCCACCCUCGGUGAGAUGCGAGACACCUUCAACUGUCAGCGCAUCGGCGCGGUUGGGUACUGCUUUGGUGCCAAGUACGUCGCACGGUUUCUUGGCCAAGGAAAGAUCAAUGUCGGAUAUGUAGCCCAUCCCUCAUUCGUGGAAGAAGCGGAGCUGGCUGCCAUCAAGGGCCCCCUUUCUAUUGCUGCAGCCGAGCAUGACACAAUCUUCCCUCCCGAGAAACGUCACCAUGCCGAGGUCAUCCUCCCGAAGACCGGCCAAGCUUGGCAAAUAGCUUUGUAUGGCGGGGUAUCCCAUGGCUUCGCGGUGCGUGCUGAUAUCAGCAUCAAGUCGAACAAAAUCGCAAAGGAGCACGCCUAUUACCAAGCGGUACAAUGGUUUGAUAGUUACUUGAAAAGCGUGGAGUAAGAUCUAAGGUCAUCGGUUGAAGAGCACAUAUCUCUCUAGAAGUCGUUAUAGUAUAGACCAUCAGCAUGGACAUAGAAUAGAGAAGUGAUGAUAAGUGUUUCC
This is a messenger RNA of Xylona heveae TC161, 946 nucleotides long. Its product is annotated as dienelactone hydrolase family protein. The record is from RefSeq and is a predicted model, not a curated record. Gene Ontology annotation, molecular function: hydrolase activity. The transcript is spliced from 2 exons. Lineage: Eukaryota; Fungi; Ascomycota; Xylonomycetes; Xylonales; Xylonaceae. Bases 68 to 844 code for a protein of 258 amino acids.